Messenger RNA from Amaranthus tricolor (Joseph's coat), 573 nucleotides. RefSeq lists its product as uncharacterized. The record is from RefSeq and is a predicted model, not a curated record. The transcript has a single exon. Bases 1 to 573 code for a protein of 190 amino acids. NCBI's taxonomy places the organism in Eukaryota, Viridiplantae, Streptophyta, Magnoliopsida, Caryophyllales, Amaranthaceae.
AUGGGGAACAAAGAUAAAGUGAGUUGGGUAAAUACAUUGUGGAAUAGAGUUGUCAUCCCUAAAAGUCGCUUCGUGGUAUGGCUCGCUUUCCAUGAGAGACUCAAAACAAAGCAAAGACUCAAGAGCAUGGGGGUGGUGGAUGAUACGGUUUGCAUCAUAUGUGGAACACAGUUUGAAACAACAGAUCACCUCUUCUUUAUGUGCGACUUCAGCUAUCAAUGCGUGGAAGCUCUUAAAAGAUGGGUGAGAGUGACAUGGAGUAUAAAGAACAUGAACGACAUUUAUCGCACACGUCGUAUGCCUAAGACUAAAUUGAAACUCAUAGAAGCAAUCUUUGGUAACCUUGUCUAUACUAUUUGGAACGUACGGAAUGAAGCGGUGUGGCAAAAGAAGGUUACGACUUUCCGGAGGGUAGUAGAAUCCAUCAAAACAAAUUCUAAACUCUCUAAUGCUAAAAGAGUCCACUUCAACUUGGUUGAGAAACCUGUAAUCUGUGGCCUGUUGUGUUUAGGUGAUCUAGUGGCGUUUCUUAUUUUGUUAGGGUGGGUUGAUCUUGACAUAGAUCAACCUUGA